Messenger RNA from Vanessa tameamea, 2004 nucleotides. RefSeq names its product EGF-domain O-GlcNAc transferase (gene Eogt). Gene Ontology annotation, cellular component: endoplasmic reticulum lumen. The transcript has 8 exons. Gene Ontology annotation, molecular function: protein O-acetylglucosaminyltransferase activity. NCBI's taxonomy places the organism in Eukaryota, Metazoa, Arthropoda, Insecta, Lepidoptera, Nymphalidae. Bases 63 to 1664 code for a protein of 533 amino acids. The record is from RefSeq and is a predicted model, not a curated record.
AAAGUGUAAACACUAAACAACUUCGUUAACCUAAUAUUUUCGGUGAUGUUAACGUGAAGCAAAUGUUUAUAAUGAGUAUAUUAAUUCGGAUUGAUAUAAUGAAGGUCUUUGUAUAUUUAUUAUACUUUUUGAUGUACUUGAACAAAAUAAAUUCUAUAAAUUUAGAGGAUAUAAAUAUUCCGCCAGAACAUUUUCCUUAUUUCUUUAAUACUUUUACGGAAGUAGCAAAAGUCUGUGCGGAUAAAUCUGAUUGCCGGUAUAGAGAUUUAGUUGACAGGAAAGUUUGUUGGGGAUAUGAAACCAACUGCACUAAAAGUAAUUCGUAUCAUGUUACACCUAGCUGUCCAGGAGAUCAUAGAGGUUGGGUAAAAACAAAAGAGGCGCAGUUUGAUACAUUUUAUACACAAGCUGACUUUGGGUAUAUUAAAGAACAAAUUCAAGAAUUGAUGGUAAUUUGCGAAGCUACUUAUUCCCAUGAUAGCUCAUUAGAAUGUUCUAAAUAUCUAAGAUUCUGUAGAGGUCGAAACUUAAUGCUUAAUUUUCAUGGUUUGGUUGGCCGAGGUGACAAUCUAAGAUAUAAAAUGGAUAUACUUGGUCCUGGUCAAAUAGGUGGUUAUUGCCAGCUAUAUUCAGAACGGUUAAUGAAAGAAGCAGAACACAUGAGUGCUUUGCAGUCAUGGGCUCCUGAGUUUGUAAAUUUUGUUAAAACACCACAAAGACCAAUUCAAGAUGAAAUGUGUGAUAUAACAAUAGAUAAGCCAACAUAUAUUAUGAAACUAGAUGCAACUGUGAAUAUGUAUCAUCAUUUCUGCGACUUCUUCAAUUUGUAUGCAUCACUUCAUGUGAAUUCUACACACCCGUCAACAUUUACAAGGGACAACCACAUACUCAUUUGGGAAACAUUCACUUAUGAUUCAGCAUUCAAGGAUGCUUUUAAAGCAUUUACAGUUAAUCCUAUAUGGGAUUUAAAAAAGUUUAGAGGCAAAGUAGUUUGUUUUAAAAAUGUUGUAUUUCCUCUUCUACCGCGCAUGAUAUUUGGACUUUACUAUAAUACACCUUUGAUAUAUGGAUGUGAAAGAAGUGGAUUAUUUCAUGCUUUUUCUAAACACAUACUUCAUUCUUUAAAUGUGAAGCUGUAUCCCAGGAUAAAUGACAAAGUAAGAAUUACAUUACUGUCAAGAGGAACAACAUAUCGCACAAUACUCAAUGAAAAUGAAAUUGUUAAUGCACUUUUGAAAGUAAAGGGCUAUCAUGUACAGAGAGUUGUGUACGAUAGAACUGUGCCCUUCACUGAGCAGCUGGAAAUAACGCACAACACUGAUGUUUUCAUAGGAAUGCAUGGAGCUGGUUUAACCCACUUAUUAUUUUUACCAGACUGGGCGGCUGUUUUUGAAGUUUAUAAUUGUGAAGAUCCCAACUGCUAUUCUGAUUUAUCUCGACUUCGGGGACUUAAGUAUGUCACGUGGGAAAAUAAAGCAAAAUUAGUUCAGCAGGAUCAGGGACACGGACCUGGUGGUGUGUCGCAUGCUAAAUUUACAAAUUAUUCGUUUGACGUUGAAGAGUUUUUGCGGUUAGUGGAAGUUUGUGCGUCAUACGUCCGAAAUAGACAGGAUUUCACUAACUUCAUAGCAGGAUCAAUGAAAAAGUCGCGUGAAGAAUUGUAAUGUAAUAAUUAUUUUUAUAAGUUUUCUCGAAUAUGUGAUAUUUACAUUUUUAUCAAGUGCCGUAGUUUAAGUUUUUUUUUUUUGUAUCGUAAAACUUUACAACUCAAAACGUAAAAAAUAUAUUAAUACUUUAAAAUUUAUACAAUAGUAUUUGCUAGGAGCAGCCAUCAUAUUUUGUGCCUACUUUGUCUGAUGAAAAUCGAUGUUAAGGAAUAAUUUAAAUUAUGGAUCUUUUUAAAAACUACAUACUUUUUUAAUAGGUUAAGCUUCAAUAUAGUUAAUUUACGUAAGAAAAAACGACCUGUGACAUAAGCAUUCCUAUAUAAUUUAUAUGCAUUUU